AUUAUUCUAGAAUAUUUAGGCUAAAGGCACUACUAUCAAAGAUGCUCUUUCUAAAUGGGAAAAGGAAAAUGAAAUGAAGGCAUCUGAAGCCAAAGAAAUUAAACUAUUGGCCAUUCUUCCUCCAAUAGAGAAGAUGGAUGCUUCACUAUCUACACUAGUGAACUGCGAAAAGCUAUCCUUGUCUACAAACUGUAUAGAGAAGAUAGCAAAUUUGAAUGGACUUAAGAAUCUUCACAUAUUAUCACUUGGAAGAAAUAACAUUAAAAAUCUAACUGGACUGGAAUCUGUGGGUGAUACUCUCGAGGAAUUAUGGAUUUCAUACAACUGUGUUGAGAAACUUAAAGGCAUCAAUGUACUAAAGAAACUGAAGGUUCUAUUCAUGUCAAACAAUUUAGUAAAAGAUUGGGGAGAGUUUGGAAAGCUAGCCGACUUGCCGUGUCUUGCAGAUUUAGUGUUUGUUGGCAAUCCACUUGAGGAGAAAUUCACUGCAGAGGGGACAUGGCGAGAUGAAGUGUCACGAAGGCUGCCUAACCUGAAAAAACUUGAUGGUAUUACGAUUAUCAGACAGGAAGCAGAGGAUGAGGAAUCAUGAGUGAAGCCAUGACAGUUCUGAGAUGAAACUGGCUAUCAGCAGUGAGCAUAUUAGAUGUAGCUGAUGGUAGGAGAGACUCUACGUAGUCACUCACGCUUUCAUUGAUUGGUCCUUUGUAGGGAUUUUAACACGAAUUCAUCAAGUAAUUUUAGAUAGUCACACUUGUUAGUAUCGUAGGUAAGCACUUUGUUAUAGUACAAGACAUAAUGGGGGCGUAUGUAAAAUGAUGCAUUUCAUAGCAGUGUUGAUUGCUGUGUUAAAUAAACAAUGAAUUUGUCACAUGUCAAGA
Molecule: messenger RNA, 881 nt
Organism: Priapulus caudatus
Lineage: Eukaryota; Metazoa; Priapulida; Priapulimorpha; Priapulimorphida; Priapulidae
Product: dynein light chain 1, axonemal-like
Exons: 8
Coding region: 74-592 (172 amino acids)
Cellular component (GO): cytoplasm
Molecular function (GO): protein kinase binding
Source: RefSeq, a predicted model, not a curated record